This is a messenger RNA of Xyrauchen texanus (razorback sucker), 1178 nucleotides long. RefSeq names its product programmed cell death 2-like (gene pdcd2l). The transcript has 6 exons. NCBI's taxonomy places the organism in Eukaryota, Metazoa, Chordata, Actinopteri, Cypriniformes, Catostomidae. Gene Ontology annotation, cellular component: cytoplasm. Bases 49 to 1140 code for a protein of 363 amino acids. The record is from RefSeq and is a predicted model, not a curated record.
GUUCACAGAAGCACAUGGGCAGCAGCUGAAGGUUUUUGCUCAAUAAUAAUGGAGGCCGUUCUCAUAGGAAUAUGCGAUGGAGCCAUAGACAAGAAGAAAAACGCGUCGUAUUUUACGAACAAAAUUGGAGAUCGACCGGACAUUCUUCCCGUAAUCACUCUCCAAUAUCCAAUGUGCACACUGUGCCAGAGAGGCCUCUCACAUGUUGUGCAGGUCUACUGCCCUCUUGCGGCAUCUCUCUAUCAUAGAACAAUCAACGUGUUCGCCUGCACCAAUCCACAUUGUAAUGGAAAAUCAGAAAGCUGGAUUGUCCUGCGCUCCCAGUGCCUGGAUGAUGAUAUCAAAGCUUCAUCAGGGAGACAGGAUGACAAAAGUGUACAGUGUAAAGAAUCAUCGAUAUCCAGAACAGACUGGAGUGAUGAAGCUGAUGAUUGGGGGCUGGAUGAUGAAGAACAAAACACUGUUGCUGAAAGCAGUGCACAGACUGGUGCAGACACUGUACAAACACAAUCCAACAGUAUUAAUGAUGGAAUGGAUGUCAAUAGCAAGCUUCAAGACCUUUGCAUUGAUGGAGGCUUGGAUCAUCAUAUCGCCCUCCAGCCCACCGAUGUGCCCAUAUUCCAGCCAUUCUACAUUAGCGUUAUGGAGGAAACCGACCUAGAUGGAUUUCAUGAUUCAGAUCAUGAAAACAAACUGCUUAGAGAGUAUGAAGAAAGGGAGGGAGUGAUAGUUGGGGAGAUUAGGAGUGGAGAAGCACUGGAGGAAUAUGAGAAAGCCAAAGUCAAGCAUGGAGAUGAAGUGUUCACAAGUUUCAUGAAGAAAAUCUCUCUCUGUCCAGAACAAGUGUUACGAUACAGUUGGGGUGGAUCGCCUCAAUUUAUAAUGGAGCCACCGUCCAAUUUGAAUCAAAAGGUGCCUUGCUGUGGUCAGUGUGGCAGCCUGAGAGUUUUUGAGUUUCAGCUCAUGCCUGCAUUGGUCAGCUUACUCUGUAGUGUAGACACGCAUUCAGACAUCGCACUGGAGUUUGGAACAGUUCUUGUGUACACUUGCAGAAACAGUUGUUGGAAAUCUGGAUCGACGUUUCCAGUGGAAGAGUUCCUCUUCGUUCAGUCUGACCCAGACCAAAAGCUCUUCAAAUGACAAUAUGUACAAUAAACAAAAACAAAAAACACAAUAAA